UGUGACAUCGUUCUCUCGUAGAACGCAACUGAACGCAACCGUUCUUUCUCGUUGUUGCCGGGCUGUGCGGGAUUCUCAUGGGCAAUUUUUGUCGGUGCUGUUUUUUCUCUCGGGUCCAGGUCGACGAGUUGUAGACGAGGUGCGCAAUCGAGGUGGGCGUUAAGCAUUUCAACGAAAAUAUUGUGGCUUGUUAUUUUAUCGGAUACUUUCUCGUCCGAUGCCUUCUCAUAACAAGCGCACGUUGCAAGUUCUGCAGAACACUUAUGAUGAGCUGCAGCGUUAUUAUACUCUACUGCGGCUGAUUCGGGCAGAUCUCGAGAAAAUAACGAAGAACUUCGCAGCCAUAAACGAAGUAUAAGAGUUAAUGUAGGAACUGCUACACAACAAGAUUGUUGCGGUACAUAUAAACAAGAAGAAAAUAAAAAAUGGAUACUCGUAAGUCUCUAGCGCAAAAGAGACUAGAUUCUCUGCAUCAUUCACCGACUUCUUCUUCGUCGCUAAGAAAGUCGAUUGGCCAAGCUCCGCCGACAAGUACCUUUUCGGAAAACGAUGAUGAAGCAGAACGUAUUGCUCGUCGGCGUGAGAUGUUCACGUCGACAUCGACAUCACCGUCAUCCAAUAGUAGUGGCAGAAGAUUCUCGCUCGGCCUGGGAUUAUUAUCAAAUAUUCCGGCGCCUCAAAUGGCCGAAAGCAUUAAUCGAUGCAUACAGCUGAGCGCCGAGAACAAGAUCAAUAUCAAGAAUGCUUUUAGCUUGGAAAUGAUCGACUUUAUGACGUAUAUGAUAAAGAAGCAAGAUGCCAAUAUGACGAACCUGCAAAUGGCCAGCACAUCCCUGGACGUGAGCACCAAGAUCUACGGAUAUCGUGUGGACAGUGUUCAUAUGGGAAUUCUCAAAAUGGUCGGUGGACUGGAUAAACAGAUAGCGGAUAGUAUGGAGCAAAACUCGGAUGAGGAGGAGGCAAUGCAGGAAGACGCGCAAGCAAACGUCCAGGUACAGAAGAAAAAGAAAAAGAGAUCGAAGCACAAGAUCUUCAGCACCAUCGAGGCUCUGAGAGGCAACAUCGAGAUCGCGAAACCUAUAUUGACGAUGAUAGGCGAGGGAGAUCUGCAGACCAGCGACACGUUGUACCAGGCGACGCUGCCGAAUCACGCAAAUUCCGGCUUUUAUCAGCAUCCGUACAACGACGUGCUCGUCGACGUUUUGGAGAACACGUCUGAAUCGCGACAUAAUUCGAAUUCCAAGUAUACCAUACCGGCGAUCGAGGAAUUCUCGAAUUUGGAGAUCUGCUCGUCGUACUCGAACUUUGAGUUCCUUGGCUGGUCCGUGGACGACGAGCCGGAAGAGAUGCCGGAAGAAGAAGCCGAUCCUAAUGACGACAGUGGCAACCAUUUUCAAUUCGAUUUGGAUGCAAGUGUGGAGCACGACGAUCCGGCGCCCGAGCCUGCGAACUUCUUUGACAUCGAGCACGAAACCAAUGUUCAGGGGUGUCGUCGAGAAUCGACCAACCAACCAGACGCGAAUAUCGUGGAUGCGUACAAUGUCCAGGCAUCCGAAUAUUCCUUCGUCCAACCGAACAUGAGCUUGCAUUGGGCCGGUCCAGUUCAUUGGAAAUUUCGUCGUAAUUUCACGAGAUCUUUCGCUGGCGUCGAAAGUAAAACUAAGGAGAUAGCUUGCAUGCAGACUAAGCAGCGAAAGAAAAAACAGUUCGAGCUGCUGUACGAUGACGUACGGGAUGUCAUAGACAGCAAGUUCGCGUCGAGUCAGUCCAUCAAAUUACAUGCCAAGACCGCGAAAGUGGAAUGGAGCACCGAGAGUUUGACGCUACCGGAGGAUGUACAUUAUGAUAUCAUGCAAAUGAGCAAGCUCUACCUGUAUCAUAAAGCUUUAAAGCUGGCGAACAGUAGGGAGAGAGAGGGCGGGGAUACGUUUACCGCUGCUGAUGUGUCCGACGGCGAAAGAUACGACUACGAUAAUCCAAAUGACACGCAGGAGUACUGUCCCAAUGUUGAGCAUGAUGACGAUUACGACGAUUACGGAAAUAGGGAUGCUAACGACGAUUGUAACUUCAACGAUGACGCUGCUGCGAUGUGUAGCCAAGGUCUCACCGGCGACAAUCUAGUCGCUGCGCCAAAGCUAGUUAAUAAAAUGCCUAUCACUUAUUGUUUGAAGGCGAAGAAGAUCGACAUGCGACAGUUGAAGAAAACGAUAUGGAAUUGUCUCAAGUCUACGAACAAUAAUGCGAAUGAAGCAAACGCUGGAGAACCGGCGGACAACGAGGACGGUAUGAUGAAGGAGAACAAGCAGUUCAGCGACGUUUAUAAGAUGUUGCCGAAAUUGUUGACGAAAAGCAACGCUGAGGCGUUGAGCGUGCCAAUCUCUUUUAUCUCUUUGCUACAUCUGGCGAACGAGAAAGGUUUGAGGCUUGAGUCGGUACCAGAUUUUUCCAAUAUCGUUAUCAAGCCUGAGGAACUGAUGACUUGAGAAGAGCUUGUUUUCUUGUGUGUAUGUUCCAGCAGAUAUAUAUAGACAAAUAUAUUUUAAGAAAUUAGACAAUUGUACAAUGUCAUAAUAAAAAUUGCAAAUUUAUUGUUAUGACAA
This is a messenger RNA of Solenopsis invicta (red fire ant), 2600 nucleotides long. RefSeq names its product condensin complex subunit 2. Gene Ontology annotation, cellular component: condensin complex. Gene Ontology annotation, biological process: mitotic chromosome condensation. The transcript has 2 exons. The record is from RefSeq and is a predicted model, not a curated record. Gene Ontology annotation, molecular function: chromatin binding. Lineage: Eukaryota; Metazoa; Arthropoda; Insecta; Hymenoptera; Formicidae. Bases 426 to 2483 code for a protein of 685 amino acids.